AUGCCACCGGCGCCGCGCAUCCAGCGCUUGAGCCCGGACGUGGUGAACCGCAUCGCAGCUGGAGAAGUGGUGCAUCGUCCUGCAAAUGCAGUAAAGGAAUUGCUGGAGAAUUCGCUGGAUGCAGGGGCCACAAACGUGGCGGUUGCUGUGAGUCAAGGAGGUCUGAAGCUCCUGCAGAUCCAAGACAACGGACGAGGCAUCCAACGGCAAGAUCUGGAGAUCGUCUGCGAACGCUUCACCACCAGCAAACUAAAGAGCUUUGAGGAUCUGAAGGAUAUUAAGAGUUUUGGCUUCCGAGGUGAAGCACUCGCCAGUAUCUCGCACGUUGCUCAUGUAUCCAUCACAUCCCGGACAGCAGACCAGCCCUGCGCUUACAAGGCUUCGUACCGCGACGGGAAGUUGGUGUCAAAGAGACCUGGAGAGUCCAAUGAUCCCAAGCCGUGCGCAGGAAAGAAUGGCACGCAAAUUGUGGUGGAGGAUCUGUUCUACAACUUGAGUACGAGGAAACAGGCGCUGAAGAACACAUCGGAGCAGUACACCCGUAUCUUGGAUGUGGUGCAGAAGUAUGCUAUUCACUUUGGUGCGAAAGGAGUGGGGUUCGUAUGCAAGAAGCAUCGUGAAUCUUCUUGUGGUGUCAACACGACCCAAAGCUCCUCGCAGUUAGAUGCGAUUCGCACCAUCUACGGCAGUAAACUUGCUAGUGAGCUAAAUCCAUUCGAACACGUCAGAGAUGCGACAGCUGCUGGCUCGAUGGAUCUCCAGCGCCAAGUCCGUGGAUACAUCAGCAACGCCAACUAUCAUUUGAAGAAAAGCAACUUUAUCCUCUUUAUUAACGAUCGCCUCGUCGAGUGUCCAUCACUGAAGCGAGCCUGUGAGUACGUGUACUCGCUGUAUUUACCCAAGAACACACACCCGUUUAUCUAUCUGAGCAUGGAGCUCCCACCUCGCAACAUCGAUGUGAACGUCCACCCGACAAAACGAGAGGUGCACUUCUUACAUGAGGAAGAUAUCGUCGACUCGAUCAGCCAAGCAAUCGAGAAGCAACUCAAAGGAAGCAACGAGAGUCGCAGUUUCUCCGUCCAGCCGAUCACCGCAAUAUUGGGAGUUUCCAAUGGAGAUACAUCGGCAAAGCAGCGCAGACGUGAAAGUGUCAUGGAAGAAGAAAAGAAGCAGGAAGAAGCAGAAUCAAGCGAUGAAGAUAUGGACAAGCGUGAGACUGAAAGUGAAGACGAAGCCGACAGAUCUGCCGACUCGAUUGAGAUUGACCUCAGCCAAAAACCCACUCCACCUUCUAAGAAGUACCAUCCGGCACUGGCACCACAGCGCUUGGUGCGAACCGACCCUCGCUCCAACACCAUCGACAAGUAUCUCUUCUUCGAGUCACAGAGAACCCAGUUAUCGCAGUCAAGUUCCCAGGACACUACAGAAGACCGGGAGGUUAGCCCUGAUCGAACAUCUAAACGAGAAGACUCUGUGGAAAGCGACACCAAUGCGACGUCAAAUUUUCCUCGUAAGCGGAAACUGUCGAUGCUUCAAUCCAGUCAAGAACCCGAGCCAGAGGGCGAAGAUGUUCGUCGAGGAAGUCUGGAAGCUACUCAGAGUCCACAAAUGCUAUCGAGUGUCCAGAACUUGCUGAGCUUGAUGCGGCAAAAGAAGAACAAGGCUCUUGACAGGCUCUUUCGUGAGCACAGCUUCGUGGGCGUCGUUGACAAAAAGUUCUCGCUGGUCCAGUACCGCACGAAGCUGUACAUUGUUCGGCACGACGAGAUCGCCUUUCACGUGUUCUAUCAACAAGUCUUGCUGCAAUUCGGCGAAACGCGGCCGAUUACUCUGCAGACCCCGUUUCCGAUCUACGACCUGGUGCUAGAGGCACUCAAGAACCCCCGAAACGGCUAUGACGAAGAGGAUGGACCCAGAGAGCAGCUCGCGGACGAGAUCAAGACUCUACUGAUCGCCAAUGGCCCCAUGUUGUUCGAGUACUUUGCGCUUGAUAUCGACUCGCGGGGCAUGCUACGGACGUUACCGCAGCUGCUACCAGACCACGAACCGUCCAUUCAUUCACUGCCAGAGUUUGUGUUCCGCUUGGCCACUGAAGUCAAUUGGGAGGAAGAGGAGCCGUGCUUUGAGAGCGUCGCGCAUGCCCUUGCUCGCUGGUACGGUGAGAUGCGGUAUCCUGGCAAUACCGAGCGUGAAGCCUUGGUACUGGAGCAUGUGCUGUUCCCUGCAACAAAAGCUGCAACGUUCUGUCCGCCCAAUGAACUGAACGACACACAACUCCUCACACCCGUGGCCUGCCUCACCAAUCUCUACAAAAUUUUCGAGCGAUGCUGA
This is a messenger RNA of Phytophthora infestans T30-4, 2331 nucleotides long. RefSeq names its product DNA mismatch repair protein, putative. Bases 1 to 2331 code for a protein of 776 amino acids. NCBI's taxonomy places the organism in Eukaryota, Oomycota, Peronosporomycetes, Peronosporales, Peronosporaceae. The record is from RefSeq and is a predicted model, not a curated record. The transcript has 9 exons. Gene Ontology annotation, biological process: mismatch repair. Gene Ontology annotation, molecular function: mismatched DNA binding; ATP hydrolysis activity; ATP-dependent DNA damage sensor activity. Gene Ontology annotation, cellular component: MutLalpha complex.